Molecule: messenger RNA, 609 nt
Organism: Caenorhabditis remanei
Lineage: Eukaryota; Metazoa; Nematoda; Chromadorea; Rhabditida; Rhabditidae
Exons: 5
Coding region: 1-609 (202 amino acids)
Biological process (GO): proteasomal protein catabolic process
Cellular component (GO): nucleus; proteasome core complex; cytosol
Molecular function (GO): peptidase activity
Source: RefSeq, a predicted model, not a curated record
AUGGCCGGUAUGCACUUCCUGGUGGGAAUCUCCACCGAAAAUUACGUGAUUUUGGCUGCGGACAAGGCCACAUUCGCUUACGGAGCCAUUCUCGCAGACAGCGAAAAUGACAAAGAGUACAGACUGGGAAAAAAACUCACAAUGAUGUGCAUUGGUGAAGAAGGAGAUGUCGCUCAGUUCGGCGACUGGACCAAAAGAAACCUUCAGCUUUAUUCCGUCAGAAAUGGUUAUGAGGUGUCCCCAGCAUGCGCUCAUCAUUUCGUCCGUCGCAGCAUUGCCGAAGGUCUCCGUUCAAAAGAUCACUACACCGUCGAUGUACUUAUUGGAGGUUAUGAUGACAAAGAGGAAAAGGCUUUCCUAGGAUCCGUUGAUUAUUUGGCAAACGGUCUUGCUCAACAGCCAUACUUGUUCCGCGGAUUCUGUGGACGAUUCUGCUACGCUAUCAUGGAUCGUGAGUACAAGAAAGACAUGUCCGAAGCCGAGGGGCUUGCACUGAUGAACAAAUGCAUUGGCGAAGCCAAGAGACGCUUCGUCGCUAAUAUUCCUGGAUACAAGGUGGUGAUUAUCGACAAGAAGGGAUAUCGCAAGUUGGAUGACGUCCUUUUCUAA